ACAUUUGAAAGGCGUAUUGUCAGGCCAACAACACUCGACCUACGUUUUGACAAUACUGAGAAUAUUUUUUGCAUUAUCAAUACUGCUCGUCGGUAUAUCUAUUAUAGACAAUACGUCAAUACAAUCUCUCAAACGGUCAAUAUAUUAAUAGUUUGAUAAUAUUAUUUAACGUGUGAGGGCGCGUUCGCAAAUACAGAUGUGAUGCUGCAUAGCACGGAAAGGUCUUUGGCAAUGAAUAUAUGUAGUCUGUGGCGGUUUUUGUUUAUCUGUUGUAGGCACGUGUUGUUGUGUUUGUGAGUUUCAGUUGAAAAGUGGGAAUAAACAAAUGUGCAGUGUAUUGUAACUCUUAGCCGGUACUGUUUAUUUAUUUAGAAAAUUUUGUUGAAGAAAUGGGCAAAACUAAAAAGAUCAAGCAAGAGCCUGGUGCGGAAAAUGAACCAGCAGCUGAGGAGCAAGAAACAGCAGAAAUUCUCGAUGUUUCCACAAUUAAGAAGGAAGACUUAAGUUAUGACGAGAAGUGUGCAUUUGCUACGUCGAUUGCAAAACCAAUGGCCUCAAGGAAGCUUGCAAAGAAACUGUAUAAAUUAAUUAAGAAAGCGGCAGCCCACAAAACAUACCUGCGGAAUGGUCUUAAGGAUGUACAGAGGAGGAUAAGGAAGGGAGAAUCAGGAAUUGUGGUGUUGGCAGGGGAUGUGACACCAAUUGACAUAAUGUGCCACCUUCCAGUUGUCUGUGAGGAUAGAAAUAUACCAUAUGUGUAUACGCCAUCACGUCAAGAUCUUGGACAGGCUAUGGGUGUGAAAAGGAGCUGUAUUGUCAUGAUGGUGCGUGAACAUCAAGAAUAUAAAGAUACUUUUGAUGAAUUAGCAAAAGAACUAAAGACAUUGACUUACCCAAUUUAAAUGCUUUUGCAUUUUGUUGGUGAAUAAUUAUUGAAUAAAAUCUCCGAUCUCAUUGGAGAGAACAAAUGUGGGGGAACUGGGAACAGUUACUGUAAAUGACUAUGCAUUUUUCAAAAAAUAUAUAUAUAUUGAUUUUAAUAUGAACUAUUGCACACAACUUGACUGUGACAUUGCUUUGGUAAAGUGAGAAAUCUUUGUUCGUGAAUGUGAGUGCAUUAUUAAUAAAAACUGACUUUGAUGUCUCAUUAAUGCAUAAGUCAAUGAUCAAAUAAACCAUUAAUUUUAACGGAGGAUAUAAGAUUCAAAACAUUACAGUGUGGUGAAGAAAAAUUAGGCAUUGCCAUUUGACUUUAUUUUGUUGAUUUUGAGAUACCCUGCAUAACAUAACAGUAAUGGUUACCAAACAUUGUUACAAUACUCAUGAAAUUAACACAGAAAUUAAUUUUCCAUUUGAAAGUUUUCUAAUUUAGCUAAGUUGGUUAAAAGGUUUAUGCAAAAUAUACAUUUCUUUACAGCUUUUGUACAGAUUUUUUAAUUCUCUCAGUGCAGCUUAACAGCUAUUUUCAUAUCACAAAACAGCUAGUGUAUCUCAGUAUGUUAAAUUUCAUUAAGUGUUUCAAAAUGAAGGUAAUACUUCAGUUAUUGACCAACAUUAUAUAUGGAAUGUGAGCAAAUGGAUGGCACACUGCUUUGGCGCUUGUAAUGAGAUCAAAAUUCAGUCCAGAUGUUACCUUCUGGAAGCAACUUAUUUCCAGCAAACAAAGAUUAUUUCAAAGUAUUUAUUGUAAAUCUGUUUCUAGUAUUAACCAUUGCACUUUUCCUUUGGCUGCAAAUAAUUUGGUCCAUCAAAUUCAGAAAAAAGGCCAAUUAUUAGGCUUUAAAAGCAGCUAUUUAACUGCCAAAGAUUAUUACAGAACAACUAUGUGCCAUGAUGUUGUAAACAGACAAUGCAUAUGUAGAUGUAACUGUUUGAAUUUUGUGCAGGAACUAUUCUGAAUAAUUGCAGUAACCUUCAUGGAGGAUUAUUUGCCGCAUAAAGCCUACCUACUCCACUUGUGGAGGAAUGCCAAGUAUGUUAGCUGACUUUAAAUUGAAAACAUAUUAUACAAAGUGGCCAUUCUUUUAAGUCACACCAGUAAACGUAAAAAAUAAGUGGUGCAGUUUCCUAAGUACAAAAGCUAUGGGAGAUCAGUAACAGACCUGAAUACGUAAUUAAAUAUGUGGUGUUGCAGUA
Messenger RNA from Schistocerca piceifrons (Central American locust), 2136 nucleotides. It is a transcript of the gene NHP2, whose product is annotated as H/ACA ribonucleoprotein complex subunit 2-like protein. The transcript has 3 exons. Gene Ontology annotation, biological process: rRNA pseudouridine synthesis; snRNA pseudouridine synthesis. The coding region runs from base 390 to 902 and encodes 170 amino acids. Lineage: Eukaryota; Metazoa; Arthropoda; Insecta; Orthoptera; Acrididae. The record is from RefSeq and is a predicted model, not a curated record. Gene Ontology annotation, molecular function: box H/ACA snoRNA binding. Gene Ontology annotation, cellular component: box H/ACA snoRNP complex.